This is a messenger RNA of Gekko japonicus, 1150 nucleotides long. RefSeq lists its product as uncharacterized. The coding region runs from base 259 to 903 and encodes 214 amino acids. NCBI's taxonomy places the organism in Eukaryota, Metazoa, Chordata, Lepidosauria, Squamata, Gekkonidae. Gene Ontology annotation, cellular component: membrane. The transcript is spliced from 5 exons. The record is from RefSeq and is a predicted model, not a curated record.
GCGGUGGUAACUUUAGUAAGUGUGACAUUUACCGGGCAGAAUGCGAAGUCCUGUUCUGUCAGCCGCACAAACAUACAAGAGGCACAUCUUUUUCCGUCCAUACAUUCGGAGAGGAAAAGCCAGAGAAGAUACAUCCUUAGCUAUGAAACAGCAAGUGUUGAACUUUUACAGCUGGGCAGUGCCACCUCUCCUAAUUUCUGUCUGGCUGGAGCAAAGGAGCCUUCUACCAGCACAAGGAAACUUGCUGCAUCAGAAGUAAUGCAUGCCAUUGGUGGAAAGCACCAUUCUGUUUAUGCAGAUGUUGGAAAUAUAGCGAAGGAGAAUACUGCCGGCCCAACCAAUUUGUCUGCUGUUGCCACAACCGAUUCUGGUGUGCUCCACACAGAAACAGUCCAAAUUAUGCCAGAGCAUGCAUCUGUAACUCAGACCCCAGGAAAAGAGAAAGCCAAAGAGGGAGAAACUGUGAUCUUGGGGUGCCACUUCCACAGUGCCCAAGGUCCAUCUUUGAACAAGCUGACCGUGAAGUGGUACAAGGAAGAUGAAAAGGGGCAGAGGGACCUCAUGGAAAACAAUGUCACUAUCCUGGCAAACUACUCCAAAGUUUUUAUGGCAGGGGACUUAUCUGAAGGCGAUGCAUCUCUAACUAUCUUAAAUGUGACAGCCAGUGAUCAUGGCAUUUAUUUCUGCCAGGUGAUAUUUCCCAGUGGAGAAAUACGGACAGGUGAUGGCACUAAGCUCAGGAUCAGGAGAGCAAUGGGACUGUUUGGUAUUGAAGAAUCCAUUGGAACAAUCAUUGGCGUGGCAGCAGCUGGCAUUGGUGGGCUGGUAGUUCUGAUCAUAGUUUUAACUCCUCAGCUGAGGAAGUGUCUUCCGUGUAUUAAAGCAACAUCCCAACAAGCUUAAUGUGGGCAGCAUAAUUACAGGGAGAAAAUACCAGAUGUGCCAACAACAAUUUUUUGAAUGUAAACAAAAACAGUCAAUUGUUUGAGAGCUUUCUGUGGUCUUUCGGAAGGUAAAAUAAAAAGUUCUAGUACCCUUUUAUGAAGACUUUCUACAAAAAUGACAUUUAUUUAUUUUAAGAAAACAAGCAUAUGGAGAAAAAAAAUAAAGGUCUGUCAAAACAGAACCCCAGCUCACUGCCUCAGACUGC